AUGGAUGAUUGUGUGGUUCAUUUCCCUGAAGAUAUACAAAAGGAUAUUCUGUUAAGAUGUCCAGUGAAGUCGUUGUUGCGUUUCAAAUGUGUAAGCAAGAGCUGGUGUGCUCUUAUCAAAAAUCCUAAAUUCGUUCAACAACACUUGAAGAAUAGUAGCCCCCCACAACUCCUCGCCUAUACUGUUGGUACCUCUGAUGAUGCUGGUCAAGGUCCCCGCUCCAUAACUUUGAUUUCUGAAGAAAAUCCACAAACAUUCAAAGGUAUGACACACCUCAUAGGUUCUGUGGAUGGUUUAUUUUUAAUGUAUAGAACAAUUGAUACUAUGAUUUCAUGUGCAUUGUGGAAUCCUGCUACUAGAGAAGUGAGAUCCCUCCAAAUCCCACUCCCUGCACCCAUAAUAUUUGAUGCCCCUAUGUUGGGGUUCGGGUUGGACCCCGUGACUAAUGACUAUAAAAUUGUUUACUCUCAUUGUGGUUAUUGGCGUAAAUAUACGGCAUCAGUCUAUUCCUGUUCUAGGGGUUCAUGGAGAAUUUUUGAACCUAAAGAACCACUCCCCUUCUACACAGACGUGAAACACUCAUUUGGUACUGCUUAUUUGAAUGGAAGUUACUACUGGUUGCUAAGAGGGGGCGACCAUCGUAAUUACACCAUUCUUUCAUUCGAAUUUGGAAGUGAGAUGUUUGAAGAAAUCGAAGGGCCAGAUAGAAACAUUGUAUAUACUUUUGCGUUGGGCUUGAUGUUAAUUGAUGAUUCCAUUGCCAUGUUGAAGUAUAACACAUGUAGUAUGCUUGCUUAUGAUAUUUGGGCUUUGAUCCAACCAGGGGUCUGGAACAAAAUUGUGACCUUUGAACUCUUCACACCGAUUAAGACUUGUUAUGAUAACUCUCUCAUUACAGUCGUUAAAGAUUCUCAACUGGUCUCUUAUAAUGUUCGGACUAACAGUAUGAGGUAUCUUGGAUUUCAACAUUCGGGUUUGAGCAAAUAUGCAAUAUUUGGUGGUUGUGGGGUUUCUUAUUAUAAGGAGAGCUUAGUAACAUUCAAACAACAAGAGCAUGAAGAUUUGGACCAUUAA
This is a messenger RNA of Solanum pennellii, 1074 nucleotides long. Its product is annotated as F-box/kelch-repeat protein At3g06240-like. The record is from RefSeq and is a predicted model, not a curated record. The transcript has a single exon. The coding region runs from base 1 to 1074 and encodes 357 amino acids. Gene Ontology annotation, molecular function: protein binding. Lineage: Eukaryota; Viridiplantae; Streptophyta; Magnoliopsida; Solanales; Solanaceae.